AUGCGCCCCAUUAUCCUUGUCGCCCUCGCCGCAUGCGCCACUGCCUGUCAGCGUGACUUCAUCUCGUCCCCCCACACUCACCGUAAACGUUUGGCAAAACGUAACGACGCCUGGCCACCCGUUCUGACCGAACACGAGACCAUCCUCGUUAACUGCUUCGACAAUGUCUCCAUUGAUGCGUGGUCGUACUACUACGGCAGGCAGAACAAGCUCGCUGGCUUCGGCAGGGAAGCAGCCCAGUGGACUGCGGACCGGUGGGCAGAGAACGGCGUCGUAAGCGAGCUAAAAGAGUACCAUGUCUACUUACGUUAUCCCGUCAGCGCGUCGCUGCACUUUACCAGCGCCGAUGGUGAGACGGAGGAGGUUAAGCUUCGGGAGGACGUCCUGGAGGAGGAUGAAGUGACGGGGUGGGAUGAGAUUUCGCAGCAGACGUGGUUGGGGUAUUCGCCGAGCGGACGGGCUGAGGCGGAAUACGUAUACGUCGGCCGCGGCUCUAUCGCCGACUUUCAAGCUGUCGUAGACAAGGGUGUGAAAAUAAAGGGCAAAAUAGCCCUCAUCCGCUACGGUGGCCUGUUUCGCGGCCUCAAAGUCAAAAACGCCCAGGACUUUGGCGCCAUCGCGGCCGUCAUCUUCAUAGACCCCAUUGACGAUGGCGAGAUCACCACCGCGAAUGGUUACGCGGCCUACCCCGAUGGCCCGGCACGCAACCCUUCAUCAGUGCAAAAGGGCUCGACGCUCUUCCUGUCGACGUCCCCUGGCGAUCCCACGACACCAGGAUAUCCCUCUCAUGAGGGUGCACCUCGGGCUGACUCAUCGAAUGUCCUUCCGCAAAUCCCGUCGCUGCCUCUCUCGUACGAGGCUGCUGAGCCUCUCCUGCAAGCGCUCAAUGGCCACGGGGUAUCCGGGGAAGCCGUGAACCGUACUGGUUGGAUUGGAGGGUUGGACGCGAGGUAUUUCACUGGCCCAGCGCCGGGAGCGAAGCUUACUUUGGACGUCAAGUCGCGUGAUGCGAUUGCUCCCAUUCAUAACGUCAUUGGCUGGAUCAACGGCACCAACGCCGACGAGACCAUCGUCAUCGGCAACCACCGUGACACGUGGAUGAUCGGUGGCAACGCAGAUCCCAACUCUGGCUCCGCCGUGCUCGUCGAAUUCACGCGCGCCAUAAACAAGCUGCGCGCUACCGGCUGGCAGCCAAAGCGCAACAUCGUGCUAGCGUCAUGGGACGCCGAGGAGUGGGGUCUCAUCGGCUCUGUCGAGUGGGUCGAGGAGCAUACUAACUGGCUCACCGAGACAGCUGUUGCCUAUCUUAACGUUGACGUAGCGGUAGCCGGCCCUCAUCAAGGCCUCUCCGCGACACCAGAGCUUCACGGCGUGGCGCUAGACACGUUCAAAAAGGUCAUCCACCCGAACUUCGGAGCGUAUAACAUCUCGCUCUACGAUUCGUGGUACGAUAUUUCCGGUGGCGUCAUUGGAAUUCUUGGCUCCGGGUCGGACUUCACGGGCUUUCUGCAUCGCGGCGUUGGAUCGCUCGACAUCAGCAGCUACGGGGGCCCCAAGGAUCCCAUCUGGCACUAUCACUCCAACUACGAUACGUACCAUUGGAUGGCGACGUGGGGGGACCCAGGGUUCCAUGUACAUGCAGCGCAGGGUCAAUUUCUCGCGCUGCUGGCUUAUCAUCUUGCAUCCGACGACAUCCUACCUAUCGACGUUCAGAACUAUGCCGUUGAGCUACGUGCGUACUACGACGACCUCGUCGAGUUUUUGGCGGAGGAAAAUGCAGAUGUCGACCUCUCCGAGCUGGAUACGGCUAUCGAGCUGUUCAAGCGCAGCGCCGACACGGUUAAGGCGCUCGAGCGUCAAGCUGUCGAGACUGGGGACGAGGAGCUGAAGACGGUUGUGAACCACAGGUAUCGUGAUUUCCAGAGAGGCUUCGUCUCGCAGGGAGGAUUGCCGAGUCGCGAGUUUUACAGACAUGUUGUGACCGCUCCGGGGUUGGAUACGGGGUAUGCAGCAGUGACGUUUCCGGGGAUCACGGAGGGGGUGCAGUAUGCUGUAGGCGGGGACCUGAGCGUCGCAAGGGAGUGGGUGAAAAGGACGGCCAAGGGGAUCGUAGUCGCCGCGCGGAUUCUGGCGACUUAA
Messenger RNA from Scedosporium apiospermum, 2139 nucleotides. RefSeq lists its product as uncharacterized. The record is from RefSeq and is a predicted model, not a curated record. NCBI's taxonomy places the organism in Eukaryota, Fungi, Ascomycota, Sordariomycetes, Microascales, Microascaceae. The coding region runs from base 1 to 2139 and encodes 712 amino acids. The transcript has 2 exons. Gene Ontology annotation, molecular function: carboxypeptidase activity.